Messenger RNA from Conger conger (European conger), 2591 nucleotides. Its product is annotated as clathrin interactor 1-like. Gene Ontology annotation, molecular function: phospholipid binding; clathrin binding. Gene Ontology annotation, cellular component: endosome; clathrin vesicle coat; plasma membrane. Gene Ontology annotation, biological process: endocytosis. The coding region runs from base 199 to 2097 and encodes 632 amino acids. NCBI's taxonomy places the organism in Eukaryota, Metazoa, Chordata, Actinopteri, Anguilliformes, Congridae. The transcript has 12 exons. The record is from RefSeq and is a predicted model, not a curated record.
CCUUUGUGCGUGCCGAUGACGUUUCAAGGACGUCUCCGUAGUAACCUACCCGGUCCUGCUGCCGCUGAGAAAGCCGGAGAGUGGCAGGGUUGGGGGGUUUGCCGUUGGUGUUUGUGAGAGGAAUCCAAGUCCAUCUGUUGUUUUAAACGGACUGGACGCCGUGUUACUGAGGCGGAGAGCCCCUGUUUGAGAGCCAAGAUGCUGAAUAUGUGGAAAGUCAGGGAGCUGGUGGAUAAAGCCACCAAUGUGGUGAUGAACUACUCCGAGAUCGAGUCCAAGGUUCGAGAGGCCACCAACGAUGACCCCUGGGGGCCAUCCGGACAGCUCAUGGGGGAGAUCGCCAAGUCCACGUUCAUGUAUGAGCAGUUCCCGGAGGUGAUGAACAUGCUGUGGAGCCGGAUGCUGAAGGACAACAAGAAGAACUGGAGGAGAGUUUACAAGGCCUUACUGCUGCUGGCGUACCUCAUCAGGAACGGGUCGGAGCGGGUCGUGACCAGCGCCAGAGAACACAUCUACGACCUGCGCUCCAUGGAGAACUACCACUUCAUCGACGAGAACGGGAAGGACCAGGGCAUUAAUGUUCGGCAGAAGGUGAAGGAGAUGGUGGAGUUCGUGCAGGACGACGACCGGCUUCGAGAGGAGAGGAAGAAGGCCAAGAAGAACAAAGACAAAUACAUCGGCGUGUCCUCGGACAGCAUGGGGACGACCGGACAGACAGGCGAGCGUUCGGAUGCAGGGUCGCGGGAGAAGUGGGAGGAGGACUGGGACCGGAGCAAGGGCGGCUUCCCCUUCAGCGAGAAGUUGGGAGAGAUCAGCGACAAGAUCGGCAGCACCAUCGACGACACCAUCAACAAGUUCCGCAAGAAGGAGCGCGACGACUCGCCCGACCGCUGCAGCGACCCCGAGGAGGAGCACGCGGCGCGGAACGGUCGGACCGCCGGGAGCGGGGAGUUCAAGGACGAGGAGGAGACGGUGACCACCAAGAGCAUCCACAUCACGCACGCCACCGAGACCACCACCACCACCACACGCAAACGCGGGAACCUGCCCACCAAGACCGUGGACCUGGGGGCCGCCGCCCACUACACCGGGGAUGGGAGUCCUGACAGCCUGAGGGCGACAGGCGGUGGGGGCAGCCAGACGUCCAGCUCUGGGGGCGGGGGCCUUGUGGACCUGCUGACAUUGGACUCUGGCUCUGGUCCAGCAGCACCUGCAGGUGGAAGCUCGGACCUGAUUGGUGGAUUUGCAGAUUUCUCCUCCCCGGCCGCCUCCGCCAGUUUUCCAGCUGCAGCCGGGUCGACGCCGAGCGGGAGUAAUGAAUUCGGGGACUGGAACACGUUCCCUGCCGGUCAGCCGGCCGCCCCCUCCUCCCAGCCCCUAGGUGGCGCUGCCACGGACCUCUUCGGGAACAUCCAGACCCCCCCGGCCCAGGUGUCCUCCCCGCCCUCCACAGACCUCUUCGACCUGAUCGGCUCCUCCCAGGCGACGCUCAGCGCCUCCCAAAGCCUCAACUUCUCCUUGUGUAGCUCGCAGGCUCUGAAUGCUAGCGGCCUGCCCAUGUCGAUGUCUCAGAUGGGGGUCCAGAAACCGGGGGGCAAGGGGUCGCUGCCGGCGACGUGGUCCGACCCCAGCGUCAACAUCAGCCUGGACUUCCUGUCCCCAGGAAUGCAGCCGCCCAAAGCAUCGCAGCCCAGCCUCAACAGCAUCAUACAGCAGCAAGGUGUCCAGCCACCCUUGAACAUGGUCGCCCAGAGCUUCGCUGGCCUGAACCUCAACACAGCCCCGACACCCACGCCCAUCAGACCGCCCGCCAAUCCCAUGACGGCGGGGCCGGGGGUUGCCCUGGGGAUGCCGGCCACCAUGGCAACAGGCACCAUGGGAAUGGGCGCCAUGGGGAUGUCGCCCCCGGCUGGCGGGCCCCUGGGUCACGGGAUUCUGGGCAUGAACUUGAGCAUGGGCAUCCAGCCUGUGGGCGUGGGCCUGCCUGGCACCGUGGGCAUGGGGCUCCCGCUCAUGGGCAUGGCGCAUGGCAUGACCCCCGCCAUGGUGCACCCCAAACAAGACGCCUUCGCCAACUUCGGAAACUUCACUAAAUAAUGAUGGACGGGGCAGGCUUCGGAAAGGAGAAGAGAAGUUUGACCAAUGAAGGAAUGGGAGAACUGCACACGGACUACUUGAAGAGCAACAGUGAAUGCCGUCGGUUCUUUCCUAUUGUAUUAAUGUAUGUAUGUGUAUGUAUGUACAGACAUACGCACAUAUUUAUUUUGUUCUGUCGGGGUGGGGGGUGCGGGCAGAUUUUGUAAGGUGCAGGAACUGAGUGAACGGAUAUAAUAUUUAAGAAAAGAGAAAUGUUCUGUCGUUUCUCCAUUUUGUGUGAGUGGGGUUUGCCAUCAUCUGAGAGUGAUCGAUUAAAAAGAUAAAACGCUGCUCUUUCCCCCCUUAUGUCCCUCCCACUUAUUAUUAACCAAUCAGAAUUUACUCUGAAAAUUACCUCACAAUUGUCCAUUUCAUUCCGUGACUCAAAGAAUCAUAACGGUCUUCUCUGUAAAUAUCUUUUGAUGUGCAAAAAAUAAAUUAUUGGGUUAUUAAGA